Messenger RNA from Coregonus sp. 'balchen', 4916 nucleotides. The record is from the annotation of a GenBank genome assembly. Lineage: Eukaryota; Metazoa; Chordata; Actinopteri; Salmoniformes; Salmonidae.
CUAGCUAAGCUAGUUUUAGCUGUAGAAAGUUCGUUGUUUUUUAGACAUAGAUAGCUAUAGGAUGGAUGUGUUACUUGAGUCGAAAACAAAACCAGUUUCGACUAUAUCUGUGUAUAGUUACAUUCCACCAAGACGAACUGAACCAAAAGAGAGGACCUAUUAUAACAGUGACUCCAAGGUUUGGAUGGUUACUACUUGCUAGCUAACGUUUGCUAACGGCUAGCUAGCUAGAAAACAUAUAUUUCUCUCUCUCUUUCGGUCUCUCGCACUCUCUCUCUCUCUCUCUCUCUCUCUCUCUCUCUCUCUCUCUCUCUCUCUCUCUCUCCCUGUGUGUGUGUGUCCCUCUCAACUUUUCUCUUUCACUCCCUAACCCCUUUGUCUCUCUCCCCCUCUCUUUUCUCCCAGCUAGCACAUUUGGUUCCUUAGAAGUUGUGGGAAUGUACGUUUUUUGUUUCCAAUUGGUUCUGGGAACAAAGCCAUACAUUUCCUGACUGAGAAUGGAACUGAAAAUGUAGUCUGUUCUGGGAACGUUAAUUUUAGGUUGCAGGGAGGUUAUGAGAACGUUUUACUAUUAUUCCCUGGAAGUGUUGAACUCCAAGCACAGAUAGGACACAUGGAAAUUCAUUUGCUUAAGCAUUAAUCAUGCAAACACAUUUAAAUUUAUUUUUAUUUUUAUUGUGGCAUGUGAGCUUCAAACCUACAGUAUGAGCUUCUGUUUUCUGUUCAUGGAAUUUGUCCACUGCGCCACCAGGAUGGAGAUAGCAUGCAAUGUUUUUUUUAAACUCGCACAAAUGGUGCAUUCGUAAAUUACUUCAAGUGUGUCAGAGUGCUUUCUGGGUCAUUCUUAAGUUCAGAGUUGUCAGAUUGUCUGUCAAUCUUCAGAGCGUUUCUCUCUUGGAUGUUCAGAGCGCACACUGGACACUCUGGCCUAGGAGUAGGGUUGAUCCAAGCGUUCUGACCUCACAGCGGCAGUCAAGCACCCAACCUAACUGGCACAAAUGAGAGAACACCUCACUCUGACGAUUUUACUCGCCCUAGCAGAGAUAGUUAGGCUGUUUUCAUGUUAUCUAGGGUGUUAGUGACUGUAACUGUGGUGCUGGCAACAAUUUAAUUACGUUUUUUUUGCCAACGUUUACUGACACCGGUCAUAUUCAAUGGGUGUUGCGCGUUCGUAAAUUCAUCAGUUAUUCUGCGCUCUGGCACACUCAGACAAGAGUGCUCUGAAAUUGGAGUAGAUAGCCAGAGUGAAUUUACGAACGUAACCAAAGCAUUUUAGUGUAAUCAUACACACCCCAUUUCAAAGGAAACAAGAACUCAUUAAGAACAGGUGUGGCCAAUUAGUGAGUGCGGCCAACACACCUGAACACACUUAACAAGAUGGAGGAUAGAGAGAGUUUUGUUGACGCUGAGAACAGAAUGUAUACCAGUGGAUGCUGCUGAGGGGAGGACGGCUCAUAAUAAUGGCUGGAACGGAGCAGAUAGAACAUCAUCAAAUACAUGGAAACCAUGUGUUUGAUGUAUUUGAUACCAUUCCACAAAUUCCGCUCCAGCCAUUACCAUGAUCCCGUCCUCCCCAAUUAAGGUGCAACCAACAUCCUGUUACGUAUAUGUUUUAAAAUAAUAUUCUCAGAACAUUCUUAGAAUGUUCUUUGACGUUACUAAUGUUUUCUUGUGGUUUUUAUUGAAAGUUCCCACAGAAGAACGUUGUUUCUAAGAAUAUGAAUGAGAACAUAAAUUUAACUAGAACCAUGAGUAAACCUGUAGGAAACGUUAUGCUGAUGUACAGGGCGGCAGGUAGCUUAGUGGGUAAGAGCGUUGUGCCAGUAACCGAAAGGUUGCUGGUUCUAAUCCCCGAGCCGACUAGGUGAAAAAUCUGUCGAUGUGCCCUUAAGCAAGGCACUUAACCCUAAUUGCUCAUGUAAGUCGCUCUGGAUAAGAGCGUCUGCUAAAUGACUAAAAUGUAAAUGUAAAAUGUACUGAAAUUCACACAGACGAACGUUGUUUCUUAACGUUCUCUGAACAAUUUCAAGAAAAUUACAGUAUAUUGUCAAGUUACUUAAAUGUGCUGAGGAUGUUCCAAAGCAAAGCAACUAUCCUGCACCAUUCCCAGAAUGUUGUGGGAAGGUUGUAUGCAAAAUAACCAUAGGACAACCACGCUCUCACCAAGCUUUAAGAAACAUAUGGUUCUCAGAACGUUAUGUUCUAGCUGGGCUCUCUCUCCCUUCACCUUUCCCUCUCUCUUCCUGACUAGUCUUGAAAAACCGACCUGAAAACCCAACCUAGGGUCGGGUUUUCAAGACUACUCCCUCACCCCCACUCUCACACACACACACACACACACACAGCAACCUAUAAUGGAUUUUUCUUAUCCAAUAAUCCAUAGGCACGGGAGGUAUCCUUAUACGACUGCAUAUACCGGCGGGCGGAAGGCUAUGACAGCAAACUACACCGCGAUGAUAGAGAACACUCCAACAGCAGGGGACUAGACUUGUACUCUGAGGUAACUAGCUAGCUACAGAUGCCAUAUCUUAAUUUGAUCAUCCUGUUUUUGCAGGAAUUUACCUGCACAGCAGGAAAUGCAAACUUGUAGUGUAUUCAAGGUUUAAAAAGUAUUCUAAAGUUUGUAAUUUCCACUUUAACAUUUCAGACUUAAUUUGCCCUAACGAAAAAUGUAUCAACCCCUACAAAAAAUCUCAAUUUAAUGGAAUAAUUCACAUUACCUGUUGCUGCAGGAUUAUUUUCCUGCUGUGAGAAAGUGGGUCAAAUUAAGAUACGGCAUCUGUACAGUAACACCUGUUGCUCCUGCGCUGAUCUAAGUAGGUGGUGUUAAGAUUUGGGGAGGGCAAGGUGGUGUAGCAGCCUCCCUGUAUGCCCUGAUACGGUUAUUAUGACCACCAUUAUGAUGUGUACUUAAACCAUAGUGUGCUAUAACUAGCCUAUCUAUACCAAGGGGUUUGAACCUUUAUGGCACAGGUGUUAGUGCACUCACUCUAAAAUGACAGAGUUAUUGGUUCAAGUUCACUAGCACAUUAGAGGCAGCUGCCUAUAUACAUAGAUUAGAAAUCACUGGCCACUUUAAUAAAUGGAACACUAGUCACUUUAAUAAUGUUGACAUAUCUUGCAUUACUCAUCUCAUAUGUAUAUACUGUAUAUUAUACUAUUCAACUGUAUCUUAGUCUAUGCCGCUCUGACAUUGCUCGUCCAUAUAUUUAUUUAUAUAUUCUUAAUUCCAUUGCUUUAUUUAGAUUUGUGUGUAUUGGGUAUAUGUUGUGAAAUUGUUAGAUAUUACUUGUUAGAUAUACCGCACUGUCAGAGCUAGAAACACAAGCGUUUCGCUACACCCGCAAUAACAUUACAUUUUACAUUUGAAUCACUUAGCAGACGCUCUUAUCCAGAGCGACUUACAGUUAGUGAGUGCAUACAUUUUUCAUACUGGCCCCCUGUGGGAAACGAACCCACAACCCUGGCGUUGCAAGCGCCAUGCUCUACCAACUGAGCUACAGGGGACUAUCUUCUAAACACGUGUAUGUGACCAAUAAAAUUUGAUUUGAUUUGAUUUUAAGUCCCUAGAUCUCUGCCUAUGACAAUUCCUAUCAGCUACAUUUGAAUAGCCUGUUAUUAAACCAGACCAAAUCUAGCUGUAGUUUCAUGAAACUAGUCCAACAUUUUCCCAGUUGACAGUCUGUUUGACCCGAAGCAGGUGUGGCAGCAUCUGCGCUAGCCGGAAAGUGCGUAGGUAGGUGAACAGGUGGUUAUGGGAGUAAAUACAGCUAGCAGCUGGCUGUCACUAUGCCGCUGGUGGUUGUUAGCGAGGUGGACGUUUCCCUACACUUGCUGUGCUGAAACUUUGUUAGAGUAGCUCAGUUGGUAGAGCAUGGCGUUUGCAACGCCAGGGUUGUGGGUUCGAUUCCCACAGGGGGUAUGAAAAAUAAUAAUGUAUGCACUAACUGUAAGUCGCUCUGGAUAAGAGCGUCUGCUAAAUGACUAAAAUGUAAAUGUAAAUUAUGCUUGUCAGGUAGGAAGCAGCACCAGUGGUGGGUCUAGUUUCUGGGUCAGUGAAAGUGGAGAAGUUGACUAGCUAAGUGAGUGGACACACACACACACACACACACUUGUAAAGUGAGUGGGCUGCACUCACUGUAGAGAGGUUUAAUUACAGUAAAGUUAAGUCUUACCUAUCUGAGAGUAAUUCUGUAAAGUUAAGUCUUGCCUUUCCGAGAGUAAUUCUGCGCUCAGUGACAGCUCAUGGUGUGAACUGGAGGAAAUCCAUUUUAAACCCACAGAUAUGAUCAAACUCAGCUACAGCAUCAACCGACCUCCAAUUACAGGUGUAAACACAGAGAUUAUAUAUAUCAUUGUAUGGGUGUAAAGCUGUGUAAUGGUGUUCUGGUAAGGUGUUGAACAACUAAAUGAUUAACCCGCUCUCUCUUCCCCUUUUCUUCUCUCUCUCUCAUUCACCAUCUUUCUCAUUCACCAUCUUCCUCUUUCUCUGUCACUUUCUCCUAUCUCUAUUACCCUUUCCUCCCUCUCACCUCAUUCCCUGUUUUUCUUCUCUGUCAGGAGUCUUCCAGACCUGCACCAGUCUUGUCCUCAUCAGAGUAUGGCAGACGCCUGCCUCCUCUCCUCUACACACCUGGCAGGCAGUUUGCCCGCAUCUCUCACAUACACACAGAGUUCUUCAGGAAAAACGGGAUCACACGUAAUUUCGAGGAGGGAUACGGAUCAGUGGUUCCUGUGUGAGGAAGACCGUAUUCCCAACACUAGAGAGAGAGCAGUGAGGGAGGGAGAGUGGUGGUUUUAUCAAUGUGAAUAUGUAUGGGCACAACAACACACCCAACUGAUACAGUCAGUGUGGUGCUGAGUAGUAAAGAUAUUUAAAGAUAUAGAUCAUUAUAGAAAUAGAGGUAUAUUCAAAG